This is a messenger RNA of Camelina sativa (false flax), 537 nucleotides long. RefSeq lists its product as uncharacterized. Gene Ontology annotation, biological process: translation. The record is from RefSeq and is a predicted model, not a curated record. Gene Ontology annotation, molecular function: structural constituent of ribosome. Lineage: Eukaryota; Viridiplantae; Streptophyta; Magnoliopsida; Brassicales; Brassicaceae. Gene Ontology annotation, cellular component: mitochondrial large ribosomal subunit.
UUCUUCUACUUCUUCUUCUUCUUCAUUUCGAAAUCACCAAAGUUUCGAUUUUUAACAAUACAUUUGUGUUUUUUCUUCAGAUUUGGAAGAUGACACUAGGGUUGUUAUUGGGUAUUGGGAGAUCAUUCCGAAGAAAGCGAGCUUCGUCGCUUGACAUUCUCUCUCCCAAACGAGCUCCUCGAGACUUUUACAAGGGGAAAAACUGUAAACCUUCUGGUUUCCACACUCGUAAAGGAGGAUAUGUUGUGCAGCCAGAUAAGUUGCCAAACUAUGUUGUCCCUGAUCUGACCGGCUUUAAGCUGAAACCAUAUGUCUCUCAAUGCCCUGUAAACGUCAACAAAACAAACGAGUCAACUGAAGCUUCCAAGUGAAAAGUCCGAAGGAAUAUGUGUUUUAAGUCUUCAUUAGCUUCACUUCAAGGACUAUGUUUUUACUUUUUACUAUGAUCCUUAUUACUCGUUUUUGUUAAUCAAAAACCACUAGCAAGUUGUUGCGACACUGAGUUAAUAAAGAUAGAAGCUUUGAAUUGAAAUCCAA